AUGAUCAAAGAUAAGCCAAGAAGGUGGCAUGAGACUUUGUCUGAAGCUUUAUGGGCCUAUAGGAACUCAAAAAGAACAGGCACAGGAGUUACACCAUACAUGUUAACUUAUGGUCAUGAUGCUGUUCUGCCUAUGGAAAUGAAGGUUAAAUCAGCCAGAGUUGCUUUUCAAAAUAAUCUAACUCCAGCUGAUUAUUCUCAAGCAAUGUUGGUAGAAUUGGAAGAUUUAGAUGAAGUUAGAAGGGAUGCCUUGGAUCAUAUCAUAGCUCACAAGAAGAAGGUGAUGAGGAUCUACAACAAGAGGGUAAAACCUAAGUCUUUUGCUGAAGAAGAUUUGGUUUGGAAAGUUGUUUUGCCAGUGGGUAAAGUCGAUAGGAAAUAUGGGAAGUGGUCCCAAAAAUGGGACGGGCCAUACUUAGUCCAUCAAGUCUUAAGUGGAGGAGCAUAUAGGCUGAAGUAUUUCAGUGGCCGAUUACAUGACUAUCCCAUUAAUGGCAAGUACCUCAAGAGGUACGUACCGGCAAUCUUUGAAAGGGAAAAUUAG
Molecule: messenger RNA, 543 nt
Organism: Cornus florida
Lineage: Eukaryota; Viridiplantae; Streptophyta; Magnoliopsida; Cornales; Cornaceae
Exons: 1
Coding region: 1-543 (180 amino acids)
Molecular function (GO): nucleic acid binding
Source: RefSeq, a predicted model, not a curated record